CUCCACACAAGGGGCGAGAGGAAACAAGCUCCGGGGCUAUCCAUACUGGGGCUAGAGGAAACCAGCUCUGGGACUCUACGGGGGUGGACUCGAAAGCAUGUCGGCGCGGUUAUUAUGGAAGAUUCUCCUAACGUUAUCCAGCCAAAUCAAGCUGUCGAAACAGCUGGUUUAAUCCGAGAAACGCGGGGAGCGAAGACGAAGCACGCAUCAUCCAGUUCGGGUUCUAAUGGCUUCGAGCUCCGGGAACGAGGACGGAAACAAGGAGAGCGGUGCGUGGAGACUCGCAGGCCCAGUCUCGGAGCUCUCGCAGAAGCCGUGCCGCCUGAUGUACUCCCCGCUCGGACACCAGGCAGACGUCUGCCUCUUCCACGUCAAGGGGGAGUUCUUCGCGAUGGACGCCCGUUGCUCGCACUCCGGUGGUCCUCUCUGUGAUGGAGACAUUGAAGAGGCCAACGGGGUACUGCAGGUUUUCUGUCCAUGGCACGACUAUGAUUUCAAUCUGAGGACGGGCAAGUCGGGGACUGGGUUACAGCAAGAAGUGUAUGAGGUGAAGAUCCAGGAGGACUGUGUGUACGUGAAGCAUGCCAGUCCUCUCUCCUUACAGCCAUUCCCAGCAGUGAAGAAAAGCUGAACUCCUUCCCACAAGGUCUUUGUGGGACCCCUACGUGUAGCACUCACGCCAUAGUUUUCAAAUAUACAUUGGCCUAUAUAUAUAUAUAAUAAUAAUAAUUGGAGACAUCCCUGAGCCUUAUCUAUCAGUUUUGAUGGAGCUUGGAUAGAGUGGGAACACAAUGGACUCAGUUCACAGCCAUCUAUCAAGUCUGGAGACGACAGGAGUCAUGGAAUUUAAGUGAGAUGAUUGGUUAUCAGAGAGAGAG
This is a messenger RNA of Gadus chalcogrammus (walleye pollock), 878 nucleotides long. RefSeq lists its product as uncharacterized. The transcript has 3 exons. Bases 227 to 631 code for a protein of 134 amino acids. The record is from RefSeq and is a predicted model, not a curated record. Gene Ontology annotation, molecular function: 2 iron, 2 sulfur cluster binding. NCBI's taxonomy places the organism in Eukaryota, Metazoa, Chordata, Actinopteri, Gadiformes, Gadidae.